Cucumis melo (muskmelon) is the source of this 1592-nucleotide messenger RNA. Its product is annotated as magnesium transporter MRS2-I-like. Gene Ontology annotation, biological process: magnesium ion transport. Lineage: Eukaryota; Viridiplantae; Streptophyta; Magnoliopsida; Cucurbitales; Cucurbitaceae. Gene Ontology annotation, molecular function: magnesium ion transmembrane transporter activity. The record is from RefSeq and is a predicted model, not a curated record. The coding region runs from base 1 to 1362 and encodes 453 amino acids. The transcript is spliced from 10 exons.
AUGUCAUCCCUUGUUAUCUUACAUAUAGCAUUAAAGAAGAAGCAUAGUCGAAUAAGUGUUACAUGUUUUGGUAGAAUACCACGAAUUGCCACAGACUUUACUAUUUUCUCCUUUCUUCUCUACCAAACCCUACGAAAGAAGGUUUUCUCUCAACAUUUCUUCCCUUUCUUCCUUUCUCAAUCUCAUCACUUUCUCCCCUCUCUUCUUGGUUCAACAUUUCUUGGUUCAACACCUGGCUCUGAGCUUUCUGUUGAGGAGCGAAAUCUUCUCUCUGUCGCUUACAAGAACGUGAUUGGCUCACUUCGAGCUGCUUGGCGGAUUGUUUCUUCCAUCGAGCAAAAGGAAGAGAGUCGUAAGAAUGAAGAGCAUGUUGUUCUUGUUAAGGAUUAUAGAUCAAAGGUUGAGUCUGAGCUUUCCGAUGUCUGCGCGAGUAUUUUGCAGCUUUUGGACUCGAAUCUUAUUCCAUCUGCCUCUGCUAGUGAGUCUAAGGUCUUCUACUUGAAGAUGAAAGGGGAUUACCAUAGGUAUUUGGCGGAGUUUAAGGUUGGAGAUGAGAGAAAAACUGCUGCUGAGGAUACUAUGCUGGCUUAUAGGGCUGCUCAGGUUGCUUGCCUGAAAAACGACUUUUUGGGGCAUUUGGAUGUUUUUAAUCCUUUUCUUCGAUAUACGGAAGCUAUAUGUAGUUUUCUUGCUGCACGGACAACUGAACUGGAGACUGCUGCUUAUCCUGCCUUGGAUGAGCUUACUGCCAAGAUUAGUUCCCGCAACUUGGACAGAGUUCGUAAGUUGAAGAGUGCAAUGACCAGGUUGACUGCGAGGGUUCAAAAGGUAAGAGAUGAGCUCGAACAAUUACUGGACGACGACGAUGAUAUGGCAGACCUUUACUUGUCAAGAAAGAUGAGCUCAUCUUCUCCUGUAAGUGGUUCUGGUCCUGCCAAUUGGUUUCCCGCCUCUCCUACCAUUGGUUCAAAGAUCUCGAGAGCAAGCAGAGCAAGUGUUGCAACUGUACGUGGGGACGAGGAUGACAUCGAGGAACUUGAAAUGCUGCUGGAGGCUUACUUUAUGCAAAUUGAUGGUACAUUGAACAAAUUAACUACACUGCGAGAAUAUAUUGAUGACACAGAAGAUUAUAUUAAUAUCCAGUUCUUAAAUUUUGCUGGCUCUCUUGAUCUGCAGUUGGAGCUCUUUUUAAGUUCUGGUACUGUUUGUUUGUCUAUCUAUUCUUUGGUGAGUGCAAUAUUCGGCAUGAACAUUCCUUACACUUGGAAUGACGAUCAUGGAUACAUGUUUAAAUGGGUUGUCAUUGUUGCUGGAUUUGCUUCCACGGUGUUGUUCAUCACAAUUAUUUACUAUGCUCGCUAAAAAGGUUUGGUGGGAUCUUGAUCUUCUUUCAUUCAAAUGAUGAAAUCCUUUUCCAAUGGAAACCGUUAGUUGAACUGUGACAGACAAUGAAGGAAAAAAAGAACGGGAAGAAAAAUAGAAAGGAAGUGCAUUGCUGAUGAGUUUAGGAGUGAUAUACAUACCUGACUAUACUUACAAUUUCAGUUUCUGUGGGAUUUUAGGAUUGAAAAGAGGGAAAGAAGGAAAGAAAA